Messenger RNA from Microplitis mediator, 2806 nucleotides. Its product is annotated as twitchin-like. Gene Ontology annotation, cellular component: nucleus. The coding region runs from base 299 to 2566 and encodes 755 amino acids. Lineage: Eukaryota; Metazoa; Arthropoda; Insecta; Hymenoptera; Braconidae. Gene Ontology annotation, biological process: positive regulation of apoptotic process; protein phosphorylation; intracellular signal transduction. The transcript is spliced from 7 exons. The record is from RefSeq and is a predicted model, not a curated record. Gene Ontology annotation, molecular function: ATP binding; protein serine/threonine kinase activity.
AUCUAAAUUCGUCUGUGUCGUGUUCAGACUUCUGAGCAACUCGAGACUCAGCCUCUUUUAUUUUAAUAUAUAUUUUAUAAUUUAACGAUUAUUAUUAUUAUUUAAUUAAUAAAUCAAUUAUCAAAUUAAUUAACUAAUAAAUCAUCAAACAUUUUAAUUAAGUCAAUAAAAUUACAAGUGGAAAAUUAAAUUUUAUUUGUUAAUUUUAUAAGAAAAAUGAUUUUUUGAUUAAUUGGCCAAUUAAUUUUAAUUAAUUGAUCGCGAUUGAUUAAUUAAUUAAUUUUAUUUUUCAAUCAUAAUGAUUCAUGUGGAUGAAAGUGAUCCUGUUGGUGAAAUCGAACCAGCAUUUCCUUAUAAAGAUGUUACAGUGAGACGCGUUGAUUUUAAUAGCGAUUAUGAUCUACAAGAUGAGCUUGGGCGGGGUAAAUUUGGUACAGUAUAUUUAUGUAACGAUAAAAAAAAUAAUUUGAAAUUAGCUGUAAAAAUAGUCAACACAACAAAAAAAGAGGACAGACGUUCAGUAGAACGUGAAGUUGAAAUAAUGCGACGGUUACAGCAUCCGAGAUUGAUUCAAUUGUAUGACGCUAUUGAUACUGGAAAACAAUUUUACGUUGUAUUGGAAUUGAUUGAAGGUGGGGAAUUGUUCGAGAGGGUCAUAGAUGAUGAUUUUGUAUUGACCGAGAGAAGCUGCGCGGUUUUUAUGAGACAAAUUUGCGAGGGGAUUGAGUUUGUACACUCGCAGAAUAUUUUGCAUCUGGAUAUGAAGCCAGAAAAUAUAUUAUGCCUCACCAAAGAAGGUAACCGCAUCAAAAUAAUAGACUUUGGUCUAGCACGACAGUACGAUCCACGUAAAAAAUUACAAGUAUUAUUCGGCACUCCAGAAUUUGUCGCUCCAGAAGUCGUUAAUUUUGAUCAAAUCGGCUUUGGUACUGAUCUGUGGAGUAUUGGAGUCAUUUGCUAUGUCCUAUUGUCAGGAUUAUCACCUUUCAUGGGAGAUACUGAUGUUGAAACAAUGGCUAAUGUUACAAUAGCUAAAUAUGAUUUUGAUCAUGAAGCUUUUAAUAAUAUUUCAGAAGAUGCCAAAGAUUUUAUACGCAGCUUAUUAGUUAAAGACAAAGAAAAACGCCUGACAGCGCAUCAGUGCCGGCGGCACCGUUGGCUCGCGCCAAAAUCGAGCUCUACAAGGCCCAAAAAUGACGCCCCCAUACGCAAAAAGAAGAAGAAGAAAGAAAUUGUCAAGCCGAUUUUGCCUCUAAUUAACAAUAAUAAUAAAAAAGUGAAGAGUGAAUUAGAUGUGACGAAAGACAAUUUGAAAUUAUUCGUCGAAAGAUGGCGGGAUCACCCGAAUAGUCCAUAUUUAUUUGACGACAACGGCACAGUGGUGGGGGAAAGGGACAGACAGGAGUCGAUGUCGUUGCGAGGUCAAAGUCCGUCACCACCAGAGAGCAUUUGCAGCUUGACCUCCGACUCAGUAUUCGACGAUAGAUUAAACCUGAAUGUCCCCAACCUCACAUUUGAGCGGCGGGCAUCCGAGGGUCAGGCCCAGGAUUCUUACACCCGAGACCCUGCGUCCCAAAUUAUCAUCGCUGAGGAAAUAAUAAAAUUAUCCGAGCAUCUGAGGUCGAUAACGUGCAAUCAAGCCGUCGACAAAAUGGCGGCAAGUAGUGCUGACAAAAUGGCGGGCAAACAUUUCGGCCAUGUUGAUAUUAAGGCCCGCGUCGGUGGUAAAGCGACCGACAAAAUGGCGGGAAAACAAAAUUUUUACAUCGAAUCCAAAGUUGAUGACAAAAUGGCGGACAGCAAAAUCAGUCAUGUGGAAAAAAAUAGUGGGAACAUCAGACCGAAAGCUAGUGGCAAUAUGGCCAAUAAAAAUUUUGACAAAAUGGCGGACAAAAUUGGCCAUGCGGGUGAUGGGACUCAAGGGACUCAAGUGAUAGGGGGGAAAAUGGCCGACAAUAUGGGACUGAAAAAAUUUGGCCACGUGGCAUCGAAUAUGGGUGAUGGUACUCAAACGAUAGGGGGCAAUAUUACCGACAAAAUGGCGCCGAAAAAAGUCGGCCAUCUUGACAUUAAAUCUGGCCGUUUAUUAUCGAUGACAGAAAAUGUGAAUGACACGAAUGAAAUAAAUGAAAAACUGACAGCAAUAACUCGAGAUAGAAAAUUAAAUGGCACUAAAUUUAACCCCAGUAAAAUUUACAAGGAGUCGAAGGAAGAAUUAAUGGAGUUUAAGUUAAAUCGAUUCGAUAGAGAAGAAGAUAUCGAUUUAACGCCGCCAUGGAGGAAAUCGAGAGCAAAGCAUCGAUUCGGGGAAACUUGUCGUGAUGUUCCGCGGAUUACUAACCUAGAAAAUUUGCACAAGACAAUGAAUCUAGACGAGCCCAGUAGCGCAAAAAAUUUGCUGUUAAAAUUGCUGGACGAGUGGGACCACGAGCCUCGAGCGCGGGGGGUAAAUUCGUUGCCCAGGAAGUCGAUAAGCGUCGACUGGAACGACGAGAGCAUUGGCCGUCAGUCCAUGAACUCUUUGGCGCGGUAUUUUCAAACCGUUCAAAAUUCCCGGGAUACUUGAGUCCCUUUUUUUUUUUACUGGAGACCGGUAUUUUUUUUAGCGGGAAAAAUAAAUAGGGAAGGGGUGAAUAUUUUGAAUAUGAAAUUUAUGAGUUUUGUGUUGGCAGUAAAAGACCCAGUGCACGGCAAUUACAAGAGCAUCGGUGGCUGGCAUUGGCUCUGGAGAACCCGAUCUCGAAGGUUAGACUCAAGAGAUACGUCAUCAAGAAACGGUGGGUCAAAGCCGUCAAUACGAUACUUG